UAAGAGCAGCCGGCGGCCCGCACUCCCCGCAACAGGUGUCCCAGGUGAAGCGUGCCCUCCUCGGCCUCAGGCAGGCAGAGCUCCGCACGAACAGGCGCAGGUGCAGCUGCAGGUGCGCGAGACCACCCUGCCGCCCACCUACUAAACUGGGACGCACGUACACGAUCCCCUCCCCCACUCCCACCAGCACCAGCCGGCAGGACCUCCUUUUAGAGACGCUGCAUUUGAAGAGGGAGCAGGUUCCAUUCUGACGGAGCAGCUGCUCAGGUGAGUUCAUUGGCUUAUUAAGCAGGUGUGGUCUUUUUCUACCGAUUCAUAGCAGAAAACAGGAGGAAGGUUCACUUGCUUCUUUACUACCAAAGUUUCUAUUUUUGUGUAGUUGAGUUUUGUCAACAGAUUGUUUUUUUCUUUCUGAUCAAAAUUAUGCUGAAAAUCUCACAGAAUAAAAAUGAAUGCAAACGUUCAGUACAAAAAAAAAAAAUCAGUGCAAAUAAUUUGGAUGUUUUAAAACUCUUAUUUACACUUCCAAGUUUUGUAAGACCCCUGUCAUGUGACCAUGCACUCUAUGCCUGAUUGGCUGCCUCUGAGACACAAUCCACUGACUUGCUCUAAAGAUGCCUGAUGUGCGAAUUUUUCAACAUCAGAUUUUUUGCAUUGAAUUUUUUUUAACUUUAUAUUUUAAUAAGCGGAAUACAUUUUGUUUGCAGAUUUAUUCAAUGAAACAUGAAAUCAUGUAAAAAAAAAUUCAGUUACAUAAAUUGAGUGUCUAAAGAAAGCUUUGGUCAUAAAGAAGCAAAUUAACCCUCACAGGUCUUACAGAAAAUGUGUGUGUGGGGGUGUGCGCACGCGCGCACGUGUGUGUGUGUUUUUUGAAACAUAAUAAUUUGUUGUGAUUUUUUUUACUCUGAAUUUUUAUAACCUGUAUUUGUAUUUAUUUUUAUUAUUUAUUUGAUUUUAUUUUACUUUUAAUUUUAAUGAACUGAAUUUUAAAACCAAGUAUUUUAACAAAUUGAAUUAUUUAACCUGAAAACAUUUUCAUCCAGUGGGAUUUUCUGCAAAAUCUGUUGUAAAAAAACAAAACAUCCAAAUAAUUUCUUUCUUUUUUUUUUUUACUCAGCAUUUUUAAGAAUGGAAUUUUUAUAAUCAGAAUUUUUAUUUACUCAGAAUUGAUAUACUGAAUUUUUUUUUUUACUAUGAACUGAAUUUUAAAACAUAUUUUGACAAACUGAAUUAUUAAACACUGCAAAUUUUAUUCAGUGACAUUUUCUGCACGAUCUGACGUAAAAAAACAACAAAACAAAACAUCUUUUUUAGUCUGCAUUUUUAAGUAUGGAAUUUUUAGAAGCUGAAUUUUUAUUUACUCUGGAAUUUUGACAUACUGAUUUUUUUUUAGGCACUGAAUUUUAAAACACUGUAUUGUAAACACUGUACAAAGUGAAUUAUUAAACAUUAUGAAUUUUUAUUCAGUGACAUUUUCUGCGUGAUCUGAUGUAAAAAAAUCAAAAAUUAAAAAAAUCAUAAAAAGUUUAAAGUUACGAGAAUAAAGUCAAAAUAUUAUGGUGAUAAAGUCAUAAUUACAAGAAGCAUCUUUGCAAGAAGAAAGUCAGCAUAGAGUUGAAAUAUUAAAGUCAAAAAAUAUUUUUGUUAAAAUCAUAACAUUAUGACAAACAAACAAAAUAAAGUUAUUUUUGGAAAAUUAGUUUUGGAAAAAUAUGUGAAGCGAGAAGUGGCGAGGGAUUACUGUACAUCUCUUUGUGGGACGAUUCGAUACGCAUCUAGAUACACGGGUUAGGGUAUGAUUCAAAAAUUAUAUAUUUUAAAAAUAGAACGAUUCGAUACCAUUCGAUUCAGUGUACAAACGAUACGAUUCAAUGGUUGUAUUUGUUGAAGAAGCCAAUCGUAUAAAAGUGUCAUUCUUCGAGUAUUUUCAAAUGUGUAAAAGAGCACAUCAUAUCCCCAAGCAUGCUGUAAGACGGGGGUCACCAACCACCAGGCCGCGGGAAACGUUCAGGCACAGUAAUAAAAAAACAAAACACUGAAAAAAAUAAAAUAAUUUGUCAAUAACUACAUCAAAUUUUAUUUAAAGAGAUAUCAAUUUUGGAAAUAUGGGCCAUUGUUAUUUAAAAAAAUGAUACAUAGUUAGCAAUCUCACAGUUUUUGCAUGUUUGUUCUGAGCGGUCACUUGUCCCACUUUGUUAAACGUGCCUUGAAAGCGCCACAUAAUUUUCACCCUCACUGCACAGAUUCAAGAUUCAAGAUUCAAGAUUCAAGAUUCAAGAGAGUUUUAUUGUCAUGUGCAUGGUAAAACAGCAGUUAUACCAUGCAAUGAAAAUCUUAUUCUGUUCAUUCUCCCAAGAAAAGAAAGAAAACACAAGAUUGACUACUAUACUGUAUUUUUCCCCUUUUUCUUUCACCUCAUAUUUGGUCCCAAAUGCUGAUACUAUCUGGGAAAGCAUAAAGAUUCAGUCAUGGGUCCCAGACCACAAGUGGGGACGGACUCCUCCCCCAGCUUUGAAGACAAACGCGAGGAGGUGAAAGAUGCAGCCAUCCUGCCAUCCUACUCCACCGUGGACCUGAUCAACGAGGAUCCGGCUCAGGAGGAUCCCUGGGAGCUGCCGGAGCUGAAAAACACAGGGGUCAAGUGGUCAGAACUGGACACCAAAGGAAAGAUCCUGCGCGUGGUGACGGCUAUCGUGAAGCUAGCGCUGUUGGUAGGACUUCUCUACUUGUUCAUCUGCUCGCUGGACAUCCUCAGCUCGGCCUUCCAGCUGGUGGGAGGCAAAGCUGCGGGGGACAUCUUCAAGGACAACGUGAUCUUGUCCAACCCUGUGGCCGGCCUGGUGAUCGGAGUCCUGGUCACGGUGUUGGUGCAAAGCUCCAGCACGUCUUCGUCCAUCGUGGUCAGCAUGGUGUCCUCCGGAUUGUUGGAGGUCCAGUCGGCAGUGCCCAUCAUCAUGGGCGCCAACAUCGGAACGUCGGUCACCAACACCAUCGUGGCCAUGAUGCAGGCAGGCGACCGCAACGAGUUCCGCAGGGCCUUUGCCGGCGCCACCGUCCACGACUUCUUCAACUGGCUGUCCGUGCUGGUUCUGCUGCCCUUGGAGGUGGCCACGGGGGUCCUGUACAAGCUCACCCUCCUCAUCAUCGAGUCCUUCCACAUCCAGACCGGAGAGGACGCCCCCGACCUGCUCAACAUCAUCACUGACCCCCUCACAGAAUCCAUCAUCCAGCUGGAUAAAUCUGUCAUCACCGGCAUCGCCACCGGGGACCCGGACGCCAGAAACAGGAGUCUGAUCAAAAUAUGGUGCAAGAAAAAGACCAACACGACUUUCUGGAAUGCCACGGUGGAGAGCUGCCCCGCCGGCGCCGUCUGUUGGGAGGAAAUGAACCAAACGUGGACGGAGAUGAACAUGACCUGGAUCGACUACCAAGAGAAAUGCACACAUAUCUUUGUCAACGCCAACUUGCCCGACUUAGCGGUGGGCCUGAUUCUCCUGGGUCUGUCCCUGUUUGUCCUCUGCACCUGCCUCAUCCUCAUCGUCAAGCUGCUCAACUCCAUGCUCAAGGGCCAGGUGGCGCUGGUCAUCAAGAAGGUGCUCAACACAGACUUCCCAUUUCCCUUCGCCUGGGUCACCGGCUACAUCGCCAUCCUGGUGGGAGCGGGCAUGACCUUCAUCGUUCAGAGCAGCUCCGUCUUCACCUCAGCCAUAACACCUCUUGUUGGUAUCGGUGUCAUCAGCCUAGAGAGGGCAUAUCCUCUAACUCUGGGCUCAAAUAUCGGUACGACCACCACCGCCAUCCUCGCGGCGAUGGCUAGCCCCGGAGAAACGCUCGCCAACUCACUGCAGAUUGCCCUCUGCCAUUUCUUCUUCAACAUCAUGGGCAUUCUCCUUUGGUAUCCCAUCCCCUUCCAACGCGUGCCCAUCAGGCUGGCUAGAGGUUUGGGGAACCGCACAGCCAAGUACCGCUGGUUCGCCAUCCUCUACUUGAUCCUGUGCUUCCUGGUGUUUCCCCUCACUGUCUUCGGCCUGUCGCUGGCCGGUUGGCAGGUCCUGGUGGGCAUCGGGGCGCCCUUCAUCGUGCUGGUCAUCUUCGUGGUGAUCGUGAACAUCAUGCAGUCCCGUUGCCCGCGCUUCCUGCCCCGCUUCCUGCGCACCUGGAAUUUCCUGCCGCGGCCCCUGCACUCACUGGCGCCCUGGGACGCCAUGGUGACCUCCACCAUGGGCUUCUGCGGCCACUACUGCUGCUGCUUCUGCAGAUGCUGCGAGUGCUGCCAGAAGGGUGAGAAGGGCGAGAAGGUCGAGAGGGAGAAGAGCCUGGAUUUGUACGAUAACCCAGCACUGACCGUGGAUGACGACCCUAAGGUCAUACAAGGAACCCAUCUUUAAUAAGCAUGAUGUGCUGGCAUCACGUCUAAGACAUUCACAUAAUUGCCGUAAGUCACGGGUGUCAAACAAGGAGGCCCAGGGGCGGAUUUGGCCCAAAAUAUCAUUUCACGUGGCCCACGAAACUUGGAAGUAAAUAAUGCACGUUGUUUUGUUUUAAAUUAUUUAAAUUAUUGAAAAUAUUGAAAAUAUUUCAAAGAUGUUGUGUGUUUUUAAAAAUAUACUUUUUAAAAAUAUACAUUUAUACUGUACAAAUAUUAAAAAUAAAAAUAUAUAUUUAAAAAAACUCUUCCCUCACCCACCCCCCAUCACCCCUGGUAGGGUGGGUGGCUGUUCACCUCAAGCUCGGGUCCUCUACCAGAGGCCUGGGAGCUUGAGGGUCCUGCGUAGUAUCUUAGCUGUUCCUACAACUGCGCUCUUCUGGACGGUGAUGUCUGAUGUUUCUCCAGGUAUCUGUUGGAGCCACUUCUCCAGUGUGGGGGACACGGCCCCCGGUGCUCCUAUGACCACGGGCACCACUGUUCCGUUCGCCUUCCAGGCUCUCUCCAGCUCUUCCUUGAGCCCUUGGUAUUUCUCUUGUUUCUCGUGUUCCUUUUUCCUGAUAUCGCCAUCAUUGGGGAUAGCUACAUCCAUCACAGUGGCUGUCCUCUGCUGCUCAUCCAUGAUCAUGAUGUCCGGUUGGUUGGCUACAACCAUCUUAUCGGUCUUUAUUCGGAAGUCCUACAGGAUAUUAGCCCUCUCAUUUUCCACCACCUUGGGAGGUGUUUCCCAUUGCGGUCUCAGGGUCUCCAGUCUAUAUUUUGCAGAGAUGUUUCUGUACACCAGGGGUCAUCAAAGUUUUUCCUUGUGAGAGCUACUUUUACAAAAUGAAAGAGCUACUCAUUUUUGUAACAUUUAUUUUCUGAGCUUAUUUUAAACCCAAACAAAGCGAAUAUGCUUGUUUUACCAGAACAUUAACAAAAUGCUGGUGUCCACAACUCACAUUUUGUAUUUCAGAAUGCAUUUCUUUCUACUGUUCUUUCAUUAUUAACUGAAAACCUGAAUGAAAAGCAGGCUUGCAGGCACCUCAUGUGGUCGUGGGGGGCUACCUGGUGCCCGCGGGCACCACAUGGGUGACCCCUGCUGUACACUAUACCGGCUACUUGGUUGUGCCGUUCCAUGUAUUCUUUUCCUGCCAGUAUCUUACACCCUGCUAUUAGGUGCUGGACUCUUUCAGAGGCCUCUUUGCAGAGCCUGCACCUGGGAUCCUGCACCUGGUCUAUUGCUCUGGUGCUCAAGGCCUGCUCCUGUGCUGCCAUGAUUAGCGCCUCUGUGCUGUCCUUCAGUCCAGCCCUCUCUAGCCAUUGGUAGGACUUGUUCAUAUCCGCCACUUCAGCUAUCUGUCGGUGGUACAUCCCAUGCAGGGGUUUUUCUUCCCAUGAUGGUUCCUCCAACUCCUUCUUUUCCAGUUUCCACUGCCUGAGACAUUCACUAAGUGCUUCAUCUCUUGGGGCCAUUUUCUUGAUGUAUUCGUGGAGAUUGAAUGUUUCGUCUCGGAUAGUGGUCCUGAUACUCACUAAUCCUCGGCUUCCCUCUUUGCGCUUAGCGUAUAGCCUCUGGAUACUGGAUUUGGAGUGGAACCCUCCGUGCAUGGUGAGCAGCUUCAGUGUUUUAACAUCUGUGGUCUGAACUUCUUCCUUUGGCCAGCUUAUUAUCCCAGCAGGGUAUCUGAUCAUUG
Molecule: messenger RNA, 6102 nt
Organism: Dunckerocampus dactyliophorus (ringed pipefish)
Lineage: Eukaryota; Metazoa; Chordata; Actinopteri; Syngnathiformes; Syngnathidae
Product: sodium-dependent phosphate transport protein 2B-like
Exons: 13
Coding region: 2469-4388 (639 amino acids)
Biological process (GO): sodium-dependent phosphate transport; intracellular phosphate ion homeostasis
Cellular component (GO): brush border; vesicle; apical plasma membrane
Molecular function (GO): sodium:phosphate symporter activity
Source: RefSeq, a predicted model, not a curated record